This is a messenger RNA of Funneliformis mosseae, 158 nucleotides long. Lineage: Eukaryota; Fungi; Glomeromycota; Glomeromycetes; Glomerales; Glomeraceae. The record is from the annotation of a GenBank genome assembly.
CCAAAAAGCAUCUUGCAUAUUCUAAUCCUGUUCAGAAAAAAGGAGGAAGAAUAGCAUCAGAACUAAGUAAAGAUGAAAUUUAUGAGAUUUGUGGUAAAUUUACUGAUUUUCCUAGUCAGGGUUAUAGUAUUAGAUGUGAUGCAGACUAUGAAUUGUGA